This is a messenger RNA of Python bivittatus (Burmese python), 1492 nucleotides long. Lineage: Eukaryota; Metazoa; Chordata; Lepidosauria; Squamata; Pythonidae. The record is from RefSeq and is a predicted model, not a curated record.
AUGAUUUCAUUCCUUGCAAACAUAUUAAUGAUACUGCCUCAUAUCAAAUGCUAUAUUCCUCUUGGUAAAUGUACUGUGGGGGACCCCCUCUUUAUUACGCACAAGAAAUAUCACUCAGAAGAUCUGGUUAUUGGUGGAAUUACUUCUCAGAUUUACGCAUUUUCCAACACAGUAACAUUCAUAAAGAAUCCAUCUAAAGAAAUAGUUGAUGAUUUCCUAAUUCAUCUUCAGAAUUUUCAGCAUAUCCUGGCCUUGGAAUUUGCUAUCAAAGAAAUCAAUGAAAAUCUCCGGAUCUUACCCAAUAUCACACUGGGCAUCCAUGACUCUAAUAGCUAUUUCUUGGCACGAUGGAUCUAUCUCGCUUCCAUGGAACUUCUCUCUUCCAAGGGAAGAUUCAUCCAAAACUACAAGUGUGAUCUCAAGGACAAUGUGGUAGCUGUUCUUGCAGGACCUAAUGCUUUCAUUGGCCAGUUCAUGUCGAAUAUUCUGAGCGUUUACAAGAUUCCACAGCUCACAUAUGGCUCUGCUCCAGUGAUAGAUGACAGCACACAGGCUGUUUUCUUGCACCGGGCAUUUCCAAAUGAAGAUCUUCAAAUCAAGGGGAUCAUCCAAUUGUUGCUAUAUUUCCAGUGGAUAUGGAUUGGGCUUAUUGUCCAAAGUACUGAGAAACGAGACAGGUUUCUACAGAAUAGACUUGCCAUAUUUUCUCAGAAAGGUAUUUGCUUUGACUUUGUGGAAGAGUUACCAAAAGCGUCUGUUUCUGAUGAACUAGAUAAUCUGCUUACACAUUAUGCAAAAGUUUACAAUGUUAUCACGAGGAGCAAUGCGAAUGUUGUGAUUAUCUACUGUGAAAAUGAUGACAUGGUCGUUCUGAGAAUGUUGUCAAAGACAUCUAAUGAAGUUGCAGUGAAGAGUAAAGACAAAAUUUGGAUAAUUCCAGCCCAGAUGGAGUUCUCAUCACUCCCUUUUCAAAGACAGCAAAGUAUGGAUUUCAUCCAUGGUUCUCUGUCUUUUCAAGUCUCCUCAGAGGACUUCUUGGAAUUCAAGGGAUUUCUUCAGAGGAGAAAAGUUACUUCUGCAGAGGAAGACAGCUUGAUCAGAGUGUUUUGGGAAAGUGCAUUUCAAUGUUCUUUCUCCAAUGCCAUGUUAGAGGAAGACGCGGAGAAUGAAUGCACCGGUGAGGAGCCACUGGAGACCCUUCCUAAGUGUGUUUUUGACACCAGGAUGACUGGUCAGAGUUACAGUGUCUACAAUGCAGUCCAUGCUGUGGCACAUGCUUUGCAGGCCAUGCUUUCAACGCAGGACAAACUGACGGCAACCAGAAAAGGUUCCAAAGAGAGUACUCUGAAGGAGAACCUGUGGCAGGCACAACCCACUUCUGCGUGCAAUGAUCAUUGCUUUUCAGGUUCUAAUAAGAUAAAAAUAGAAGGCAAACCUUUUUGCUGCUAUGAUUGCCUUCAGUGUCCAAAAGGCAAGAUUUCAAAUAAGACAG